CCGUUACGAAAUGGGAGCCUGAAGUAACGUUCCAAUUUGCUCUCCUCUUUCUCAACCUCUUUUCUUUUCUUUCAUUGCACAACCACCACAAUCGCUGAAACCUUUUUCUUUUCUCUUUCUUUCUCCUAUCAAAGCACCCCCACUUUUCCGAUGGCCGCCGUAGCAUCAUCACCGACGCCACGUAAGUCUCGAUCCAAAAACCUCGAGAAUUUCGAUCCCAACAAACAACAACAAAGCCCUGUUUUCAAACCCUCUUGUUCCUCUUCUUCUUCUCCUUCUCCUCUCGUGAAACCAAAGAACCCUAAUAAUAAAGUCAAUUACUUCUCCCCUCAGAACAAGAUCCGGCAGAGAAAGUUCUUGGUCGCAAAGAAGAAGAAAGAGACGAAGAAGGAAGAAAAAGAGGGUUCGGGUGCUGCUGACUCUUGCAAGUGCAAAGCAACUGGUGCAAAUGCCAACAAGAACCACAAGUGUGUCUGUGUGGCUUAUAACAACCUAAGGAAGUCCCAGGAAGAGUUCUUCAAGAACAAAGAUGAUGGUGUUGUUGAAGAAGGGGGUUUUGAGAGUGAGACUGAGAGUGUGGUUGUUGAAGAAGAAAAAGAAGGAGAAUCAUUAUUGGGGAAUGGUUUGGUUGUGAAGCGUAGGAGGGAGAGGUUGAUGGAAGAAGCGAGGAAGAGUGUUCCACAAAGUGGGUCUGGGAAAGUUAUGCAUUUGGUGAAGGCAUUUGAGAAGCUUCUCUCAAUUCCCAAAACCGAGGAAGAAGAAGAUGAGGAGGAGGGAUCUAAAUAUCAAGAGAAGGAUGAUAACAAGAUGGUGGGGAAAUGGGCACUGCCAGGGUUGCAGCAACACGAUUCUGAGGUUUCAUUUUGCCCACCAAACUGUGUCCUCACAUUGCAAAACCUCGGCUUGGAUCCUGGGGCAUCAGUUUCGGCUUCGUGGGAUAGCAGCCGUGCAAGUGUGUCUAGCAGGACUUCUACUGGGGGUCGAAGAAGCAGGAGAAAUAGCCUGGAAUCAUCAAGUACUUUUGGGAGAAGAAGGUUGAAAAAGAAGCAGCAGAAAGUGACUAGCCAGAAGCCAUUCAAGCUAAGAACUGAGCAAAGGGGCAAGUUAAAAGAAGAAGAAUUUGUAAAGAAGAUACAAGAGAUGGCAGCAGUAGAAGAGAAGCAAAGGAUACCUGUUGCACAGGGUCUUCCUUGGACAACAGAUGAACCAGAGUGCUUGGUUAAGCCUCCGGUGAAAGAUAUCACAAGGCCUGUUGACCUGAAACUUCACAGUGAUGUGCGGGCAUUAGAUCGUGCUGAGUUUGAUCAUCAGGUGCAAGAAAAAUUGAGCUUAAUAGAGCAAUACAAAUUGGAAAGGGAGAGACAACAGAAGUUGGCAGAAGAAGAAGAACUAAGAAGGUUGAGGAAGGAACUAGUACCAAAAGCACAACCCAUGCCAUAUUUUGAUAGACCUUUUAUUCCAAUGAGGUCAAUGAAGAAUCCAACUAUACCUAGAGAACCCAAGUUUCAUAAUCAUAAGAAGAUCAAGUGCAGCUUAUCAUCAUGGAACGAUAUGAGCCCGUACUCCUCCAGCUGCCUUAACUAAGUUUCCAAAAGAUUAUUUGUUGAUGUGAAUUGUGAAGUGAAUAUUCUUUUCAUCCCCUUGCCCCGUUUCUCUGAAUAAUCUUCAUUUUUUAUGCAGGCAACAAAUUUAGUUGCACAUUCUUUCUUCUCUCUCUCUUUUUUUUUUUAUGGUUUUUGGUCUUUUUGUACAGUGUUUGAAAGAUUGAAUACUGAGCAAUUUGAUCUUGUCUUCCAAAGAACCAUCAUUCACAGUGAAGACCUAAUUUAAUUGCACA
This is a messenger RNA of Glycine soja, 1837 nucleotides long. RefSeq lists its product as uncharacterized. NCBI's taxonomy places the organism in Eukaryota, Viridiplantae, Streptophyta, Magnoliopsida, Fabales, Fabaceae. Gene Ontology annotation, cellular component: mitotic spindle; nuclear microtubule. Gene Ontology annotation, biological process: mitotic spindle assembly; regulation of mitotic spindle organization; activation of protein kinase activity. The record is from RefSeq and is a predicted model, not a curated record. Bases 151 to 1584 code for a protein of 477 amino acids. The transcript is spliced from 8 exons. Gene Ontology annotation, molecular function: microtubule binding; protein kinase activator activity.